Messenger RNA from Suillus bovinus, 4215 nucleotides. RefSeq names its product CHAT domain-containing protein. The transcript has 9 exons. The coding region runs from base 1 to 4215 and encodes 1404 amino acids. The record is from RefSeq and is a predicted model, not a curated record. Gene Ontology annotation, molecular function: protein binding. Lineage: Eukaryota; Fungi; Basidiomycota; Agaricomycetes; Boletales; Suillaceae.
AUGGCCAGUCCUCGACGUGCCACCUUCAAGUCUUCAAACUCACCAGAAUCAGACUCUGAUUCAGAAUUUUCUUCAGUGUCAUCACAUAAAACUUCUUCAGCUCCAAUGGAGAAAUCUACUCCCGGUACCGAGCCCUUGAAAGGGAUAAAAUAUGAGCAUCAGUCGUCAGGCAACAAUGACGACAACACGACGAAGAGUUUAGAAUGUCUACGAUCGCAAAUAAAGGGAAACGAGGAGUCAAACUACCCAGAACGCACCCAACACCUGGGAGAGAUACACUUCGGUAGAGUACAACAAGUUGUCAUUACUGCUAUUCGGGCAACUUAUAUCACUCUUGAAUACCAGACAAGCAAUAAAUCUGUGCAUGUAGACCAGGCUAUUGUCGAAUGGCAUGAGCGCAUUCUUCUACCGGGGGAGCCAUCCUCUAAAAUUCGAGUCAGCAUAUUUGCAUCAUUUGAAUUGGGUCCCAUGCUCUGUCACGGCGAACUCCUCCGCACAUUCGAGAUCUCUGUCGGAGAAUUAUUGGAUUGUAGCGAAUCGUCGCAUCCAAUAAUCUUCCAGCCAAAGCAGGAGGAAGUCGUAUCCGCUUGUGAUUCACUGUCCAUGAUAGUGGAGCGGCAACUUUCUGAUCAAACUGAUGCCGCACUUACAUCUCGCAAUAUGGAUGCGUUAGCACUAAGGACGGAUGCCGGGCAUCGUCUUCUCGCACGAUACCACAGGACGCAGAACAGUAGAGAUCUCAACCAAUCCAUAAAGCACUUCGAACGCGCCUUGAAUCUCUGCCCCAUGGACCAUCCCUGCCAUCCUGCAGCACUGUUCAAUUUAGCCACCACAAAGUUUAUUAGUUGCCAAGCUAACGGAACAUAUGUCGACCUCGACGUACUUAUCCCUCUUUUUCAAGAAGCACUUGAUUUACGUCCCACGGGUCAUCCUGACCAACCUAUCACCCAACUUCAUUUUGCCAUCUCUCUGUUGUCGCGCUUCGCAAAACGAGGAUUUCAAACUGAUGCCGACAUGGCUGAAGAGUUACUGUGCGAAAUCCUCAAUGUCUGCCAUGCCGACAGCCACAUUUACAGAGCAGCUUUGAUUGCAAUCGAAACAUUCGCUCUGCAUUCUGCUGGAAGCAUUGUUGUGAAUGAUCUUGAGCAGGAGCAGCCCGCCACAUCCAUGCUUCUGUUAGCGCCGGAUCAACUUGCUGAUCGAGCAAAGCGGUGUAUGCAGAGAGAUGUUGAACCCCAUGAAUUAGAUGAAGUAAUAUCUUCUCAUUAUAAUGCUGUGGGAUACUAUAACACCGGGCAUGCUUGCCGAUGGCAAUUGCUGUGUAAUCUUGCUGCCAUGCUGCACGCUCGCUUCAAGCGUCGUGGCGGUGACAAGGACUUGGAUCAGGCUAUCGCACUUUACAAGGAAGUGCUGGCUAUGUGCCCAGUCGGUCACACAGAUCGGACCGUGCCAUUAAACAACCUUGCAAAUGGACUUUCCACGCGCUUUGAGCACCGAGGCAACGACAAAGACCUAGAUCAGGCUAUCACGCUUCAUAGAGAAGCACUGGCUUUGCACCCAGUCGGUCACCCAUAUCGGUUUGCGUCAUUGAACAACCUCGCGAAUCGACUUUCCAUCCGCUUUGAGCACCGAGGCAAUGUCGAAGACUUGGAUAAGGCUAUCGCACUUCACAAGGAAGCGCUGGCUUUGUGCGCUGGGGUUUUCACAGAUCGGUCAAUGUCAUUAAAUAACCUUGCGAAUAAACUGUCCACCCGCUUUGAGCACCAAGGCAAUGCCGAAGACUUGGAUCAAGCUAUCGCACUUUGCAGGGAAGCGCUAGCUCUGUGUCCGGUCGGUCACACAUAUCGGUUCAUGUCAUUAAACACCCUCGCAACUCAACUCUCCACUCGCUUUAAGCACCAAGGCAACGACGAAGACUUAGAUCAAGCUAUCGCCAUUAACAGGGAAGCACUGGCUCUCUGCCCGGUCGCUCACACAGGUCGCUCCCUGUCAUUGAACAACCUCGCGACUGUGCUCUCUAUCCGCUUUAAGCGCCGAGGCAGCGGCGAAGACUUGGAUCAAGCUAUCACACUUCAUAGGGAAUCGCUAGCUUUGCGCCCUGUCGGUCAUAUAGAUUGGUCUAUGUCAUUGAAUAACCUUUCAAAUCAACUCUCCACCCGCUUUGAGCAGCAAGGCAACGACGAAGAUUUGGAUCAGGCGAUCACACUUCAUAGUGAAGCACUGGCUUUGCGCCCAGUUGGUCACGCAGAUCGGUCGAUGCCAUUAAAUGACCUCGCAAAUCAACUUUCCACACGCUUUGAGCACCAAGGGAAUGAGGAAGACUUGGAUCAGGCUAUUGCACUUCAUAGAGAAGCGCUGGCUUUACGGCCAGUCGGUCACACAGAUCGCUCCAAGUCAUUAAAUAAUCUUGCGUCUGGACUCGUCACCCGCUUUGCGUACAAACGCAAUAGAGAAGACCUCGACGAGUCACGAGAGCAUCUAUGCUGCGCAUUGACUCUGUUGACGCAACAUGAUCCUCUUCAAUUAUUGGUUCAUCAGUCGCUAGCUGCGGUUCAUCUAUCAUUCCUUCAAUCAGGGCUUGAUGGCACUGGCAUGGGCAAAGAUAUGAACAACCUGAAUGCUGCCAUGUAUCAUUUCAAAGCAGCAGCAAAUGUUGUCUCUGGAGGCUUACUGCAUCGCCUGCAAGCAAGUCUGAGCUGGGCUCGUUAUGCUGAUAAUUAUUCACAUGAUACUCGACUGGAGGCUUAUGCAACUUCUAUGCGACUUCUGGACGCGCACACGUCUGUGACAGCUUCAGUAUCAUCUCGUCGUGAUGCCAUAAAGGGAUCCCCAUGUACCGUAAUCGGUGUGCUUGCUGCAUCAUGUGCUCUUCACAGUGGUGACGUGCAUCGUGCUGUUGAAUUUUUGGAACAAGGCAGAACCGUCAUCUGGACUCAGAUGAUACGCCUUCGCACGCCUCUUGACAGGCUCCAGACUUGCGACGAUCAUGCAGCGACUCUGAUGAAGAGAUUCAGAGACCUCAGCUCUAUCCUUGAUAAACCUCCUGCGAACCAUUCAAAAGAGACCUCAAGAGCCGAUGUAGAAGCAGAAGAAAUCCGGUAUAGACGUCUAGUGGGGGACUGGAAUGGAAUUGUAGAAGAGAUCCGGAAGAUCGACGGCUUCUCUCACUUCCUACUCCCCCCUAUGUUCUCUGAUCUUCAAGAUGCAGCUCAUGAUGGGCCUAUCAUCAUGCUCAUCGCAGGCGCACCGUCUUGCAACGCCAUUAUUAUCCCGCACAAGCAACCUCCGAUUAACAUUCAACUCCAUACCGAUUUAUCAAAACUCACCAAAUUGGUAUUCGCAUUCCAAAAUGCAGUUGAAAAAGAGGCCGGUCCCAAAGGGAGCCAAACAGCGCUGAUAAAAGCUUUGAGGGAGUUGUGGGCUGACGUCGUUCCCGAAUAUGGUGGUGUCCGACGUGUUUUUUUCAAUUUCAUGCCGUUGCACGCUGCUGGCGAGUACAGGGCAGAUGGAAAGUCCCUUUCACAGCAGUAUAUCUCUUCAUACACACCAUCUCUCACUGCGCUGAUCAACGCUCGCAGAAGUCAUGACAGACCCCCGUUGGCCCCCUUUGUUGCCAUUGGUCAGAAUCGCCCAGCCGGUGCCUUGUUCACUUUGGAUGCUGUAGAGCCUGAGCUGGAAUUGGUGCGGAGACUUUUGCCCCCUCCCCCAACAGUUUCCUUCUCUAAGUUAACCAGUGUUGAUGCCACGAAAUCGAGAGCACUGUGCGCAUUACAAGACAAUACUUGGCUUCAUUUCGCGUGUCAUGGGAAACAGAAUCACGAACCCUUCGAAUCGGCGUUUCUCAUGCGCGACCAGCCGCUUUCGCUCCUCGACAUCACUCAAAUGGAUCUUUCUCAGCAUCAAUUUGCAUUUCUUUCUGCCUGUGAAACCGCAGUCGGUUCCCAGAGUACGCCCGACGAAGUGAUACACCUAGCGGCAGGCCUGCAAUUUGCCGGGGUUAGGAGUGUCAUUGGGACAUUAUGGAAGGUCAACGACAGUACUGUGCAGCGCUUAGUUGAAGCAUUCUACCAAAACUUUUGUGGGGAUGGAAAAAUGAAUCCCAAACGAGCUGCCUGGGCGCUGCACCAGGCAGUCCAUUCGUUGGCUUGUGACAAAGAAAUACCAUUGGACCAGCGCAUAGUGUUCAUGCAUAUCGGCAUAUGUGCGUACUUUUAG